UGUUUACCAAUUGUUAAUAGUAAAAAGCGAAAGAUAAAAAGACAGAGAUUGUCUGAUAGUAUUUAAUUGUAAGAGAUAAAUUCAAUUCUAAUUCAGUUAAACAAUUUCAUUUAACCUUCUUCAACCCCUGGAUCAGACUCAAUGAGUUUAUUAAUAGAUCGUCUCAACCUACACCAUAAAUAUAAUUGAUCCUUGCGAGUGAAUCUUCAUUGAAGAAUCAACAACGAAGAGACUAAUCAAGAUUCAUAUCAUUCAAGUAAAUUAAAUUGUUCAUUUGGGUGAAAAGUACAAUCAAUAAAUCGCUAGAAUGACAAAUAAACCAGUUAUCUUUGUAAUCGGUGGACCGGGUUGCGGAAAAGGAACUCAAUGUGAAAAAAUUGUCUCCAAGUAUGGAUUCACUCAUUUAUCCACUGGUGAUCUACUUCGAGAUGAGGUUAAAUCGGGCUCUGAACGAGGUAAAAGGUUAAACACUAUCAUGGAAUCAGGUCAACUUGUUCCGUUGGAAGAGGUUCUUGGAUUACUCAAAGAUGCGAUUACGAAAAAUGAAGGUUCGAGCAAAGGAUUUCUCAUUGAUGGUUAUCCUCGAGAGGUUGACCAAGCAAUUAAAUUCGAAGAGCAAGUUAGUAAAUGUACUUUCGUUAUUUACUUCGAUGUGUCUGAUGAUACGAUGGUCCAGAGAUUAUUGAAACGAGGUGAGACCUCAGGUCGAGUUGAUGACAAUGAGGAAACAAUUAAGAAACGAUUAGCAACAUUUCAUCAACACUCUGACCCAAUUCUUGACCAUUACAAGGAUAAACUGGUCAAGAUUCCAGGUGAACGUUUACCUGAGGAAAUUUUCUUGGACGUUUGUAAAUCAAUCGAUGAUAAAUGUCACUAUUGGAUUACAAGAAGAUUAAGAUUAAUUCAGUUCACUGAUAAAAUGAGUUGUGAUGUUUUUAAUUUGAUUCCUUGGUUUAAUCAAUACUGGAAAUCAAAGUCUAAAUGUAAACCAGUUAUUUUCAUCAUCGGUGGACCAGGAAGCGGAAAAGGAACUCAAUGUGAAAAAAUUGUCUCCAAAUAUGGAUUUACUCAUUUAUCCACUGGUGAUCUACUUCGAGCUGAGGUUAAAUCGGGCUCUGAACGAGGUAAAAAGUUAGGUUCGAUCAUGGAAUCAGGCCAACUCGUUCCGUCGGAAGAGGUUUUUCAAUUACUUAAAGAUGCCUUUACGAAAAAUGAUAAUUCGAGUCGAGGAUAUUUGAUUGAUGGUUUUCCAAGAGAGGUUGACCAAGCAAUUAAAUUCGAAGAGCAAGUUAGUAAAUGUACUUUCGUUAUUUACUUCGAAGUAUCCGAUGAUACAAUGGUCCAAAGAUUAUUGAAACGAGGUGAGACCUCAGGUCGAGUUGACGACAAUGAGGAAACAAUUAAGAAACGAUUAGCAACAUUUCAUCAACACUCUGGCCCAAUUCUUAACCAUUACAAGGAUAAACUGGUCGUGAUUUCAGGUGAACGUUUACCUGAGGAAAUUUUCUUGGACGUUUGUAAAUCGAUUGAAGAUAAAUGCAAUUUAACAAUUUAAAA
Messenger RNA from Panonychus citri (citrus red mite), 1557 nucleotides. RefSeq names its product adenylate kinase isoenzyme 5-like. The record is from RefSeq and is a predicted model, not a curated record. Gene Ontology annotation, biological process: ATP metabolic process; nucleoside triphosphate biosynthetic process. NCBI's taxonomy places the organism in Eukaryota, Metazoa, Arthropoda, Arachnida, Trombidiformes, Tetranychidae. The transcript is spliced from 6 exons. Gene Ontology annotation, molecular function: ATP binding; AMP kinase activity. Gene Ontology annotation, cellular component: cytoplasm; cytosol. Bases 308 to 1555 code for a protein of 415 amino acids.